AUGUGUCUUCAAACUCCACAAGCAAAUGAAAAUAUCAGAAAAAUAUUACUGAUCGAUUUCGAUACAAAUAUUGAUGAUGUUGUAUUUGUUGGACCAUAUUUAUAUCAAAAACAAGAUGAUGGAUUGUUACAUAUUGAUACUUUGUCGCUAACUGCAAUAGUUGUUGCAUCAUUAUUGAAUGCUUCUUCAAUGAUAGCGAUUUUUUAUUUUGGAUGGAAAUGUUAUCGAAAGAUGGGUUCUUUGAUGAACGCUUCAAGAAGACUUCAGAAUCUACAAAAACAAUUAUUUCAUGCUUUGCUUGUGGAUAGCUUAAUACCAAUUAUUUUGAUGCAUCUUCCCGUAUCAUUUCUUCUUUUUUCAUGUUUAAUGGAAUUUGAUGUAGGCAGUAUUGCUAGUACAGUCACACUUUCCACAGCGUUAUUCCCAGCAAUUGGUGCACUUCCACCAAUGUUUAUUAUAAAAAAUUAUAGAAUAACUGUGAUCAAUUAUAUAUGUUGUUCGAAAACUAGAAACCAAUCGAUGCAAGUUGACAAUUAG
This is a messenger RNA of Caenorhabditis angaria, 537 nucleotides long. Lineage: Eukaryota; Metazoa; Nematoda; Chromadorea; Rhabditida; Rhabditidae. The record is from the annotation of a GenBank genome assembly.